Molecule: messenger RNA, 1351 nt
Organism: Homalodisca vitripennis (glassy-winged sharpshooter)
Lineage: Eukaryota; Metazoa; Arthropoda; Insecta; Hemiptera; Cicadellidae
Product: ADP-ribose glycohydrolase ARH3-like
Exons: 6
Coding region: 233-1285 (350 amino acids)
Cellular component (GO): mitochondrion; nucleus
Source: RefSeq, a predicted model, not a curated record
ACAACCGGGAAUCGGCAGGCGGUAGCAGACGAAUUUUGGUUGGCUGUGUGAGGUCUGACGUGACUGUGUGUUUGCUACCUGGUGCCUAUUUAUUAGAAGUGUCAUUUAAAUUUUCAAGUUCAAACUUACAAUCCUCUUGUAGUAAUGAGAAGUGUUACGGGAUAGAUUAAAAAUAGUAUUCUGGAAAUAAAAUUUCCUGUUUAAAGUUUUGUUUGAUAGAAAUUUAACGAAAAUGAUUGGUGCCGCAGCUAUUUUGGACAAUGCUCUUCUAAAGAGUAAGGUUAGAGGCUGUCUUGUGGGAGCCUUGUUAGGUGAUUGUCUUGGCAGUCCUUAUGAAGGAGAUAGUAGUGUAUCCAAAACAGUUCUUCAAAAUUAUUUUGACAAACUCAGUGGUCCAUAUUUUAAAAAUCCAACAAAAAUGUACACUGAUGAUACAGCCAUGACAAAAUGUAUAUCUGAAUCUCUAAUUGAUAAACGAGGACUGGAUUCCAAGGACUUAGCUAAAAGAUUCGUGAAAGAGUAUUUCAAUCAACCAAAGCGAGGAUACGGCCCAGGUGUGGUGGAGGUAUUCCAUAAGUUGAAGAAUGAGAAGUAUGAAGAUAUAUGGCGACCAGCCAAGCAACAAUUUGACGGAUCAGGCUCGUUUGGCAAUGGAGGAGCAAUGCGAGUCGCACCUAUCGCACUCUUCUAUCGUGACAACUAUGACAAGAUGGUUGAGGCUGCUAGACAAGUCACCUUGCUCACUCACACAAACAGACUCGGUGUCAACGGAGCACUCCUUCAGUGCAUUGCUGUGUACCUGAGUCUUCAUCAGCUCCCUGGUAAACCUUUGGAUGUCACAGAAUUUUCUGCAGCCUUGAAACAAAAGAUGGGUGACAUCGAGAAAGCAGAUCAGAUGGAAGAGUUUGAGAACAAAAUGCCAUACACUGAGAAGCUGAAGGCUAUGGAUGAACUGUUGAAAGAUGACAACGCGUUGGAGGAAGAAGUUCAGGGUAUUCUGGGACAUGACAUAUCAGCGUUAAACUCGGUGCCUACAGCAGUCUACUGUUUCUUGCGGUCCCAGAAACCCAUCCCAAAUAUCAAGACUGACUGUCCUUUCCGGCGUACUAUCCAGUAUGCUAUAUCCCUGGGAGGAGACACAGACACUAUAGCAAGCAUGGCAGGAGCUAUUGCGGGAGCCUUCUACGGAAUGGAAACCAUCAAUGAAAGUUUACAAAAACAUUGCGAAUUUGUCAAUGAAACAAUUAAUCUGGCUGACAAAAUCAUAGAAAAAUCUGUUUCCUAGUUGUAAUGCAAUGUACAUAUUUGUAUCCCUUGCCAAAUAAUAAAGUUUAUAUUAUAUUUUAAUUCA